Molecule: messenger RNA, 1448 nt
Organism: Myripristis murdjan (pinecone soldierfish)
Lineage: Eukaryota; Metazoa; Chordata; Actinopteri; Holocentriformes; Holocentridae
Gene: pparab
Product: peroxisome proliferator-activated receptor alpha b
Exons: 6
Coding region: 33-1448 (471 amino acids)
Biological process (GO): negative regulation of cholesterol storage; negative regulation of transcription by RNA polymerase II; positive regulation of fatty acid metabolic process
Cellular component (GO): nucleus
Molecular function (GO): DNA-binding transcription repressor activity, RNA polymerase II-specific; nuclear receptor activity; RNA polymerase II cis-regulatory region sequence-specific DNA binding
Source: RefSeq, a predicted model, not a curated record
UGAGAGUGUCGGUGGCCUGCUCCUCCACCGCAAUGGUCGACAUGGAGAGCCACUACCAUCCCCCUUCUCCCCUAGAGGACUCAGUGCUGGGAAGCCCCUUGUGCGCUGACGAUGAUUUCAUGGGUGGCAUGGAGGAGCUCCAGAACAUCUCCCAGUCCAUCGAUGAGGAUGCCCUCAGCUCCUUCGACGUUCCCGAAUACCAGUCCUCCAGCAACGGGUCCGGCUCUGAAGGUUCCACUGUCCUAGAUGCCCUGACCCCAGCGUCCAGCCCCUCAUCAGGUGUUUAUGGGGUGGCAGCAGGCCAAGAGGAGUUCUCAUCUUCCACCUCAUCCCUCAAUCUGGAGUGUCGAGUGUGUGCUGAUCGCGCCUCGGGCUACCACUACGGGGUCCAUGCCUGUGAAGGCUGCAAGGGUUUUUUCCGGAGGACCAUCCGUCUGAAGCUUGAAUAUGACAAAUGUGAGCGCCGCUGCAAGAUCCAAAAGAAGAACCGCAACAAGUGCCAAUACUGCCGCUUCCAGAAGUGUCUGUCAGUGGGCAUGUCCCACAACGCCAUCCGUUUUGGACGGAUGCCCCAGUCAGAGAAGCUGAAGCUGAAGGCGGAGAUGGUGACGGGGGACAGGGAGGUGGAAGACCCCCAGCUGGCUGACCAAAAGACCCUGGCCAGGCAGAUUUACGAGGCCUACCUCAAGAACUUCAACAUGAACAAGGCCAAGGCCCGAACCAUCCUCACCGGCAAAACCAGCAACCCUCCCUUCGUUAUCCACGACAUGGAGACCCUGCAGCUGGCAGAGCAGACGCUGGUAGCCAAGAUGGUGGGGACGGCAGGGAUGCUGAAGGACAGGGAGGCAGAAGUUCGCAUCUUCCACUGCUGCCAGUGCACCUCAGUGGAAACAGUCACCGAGCUUACCGAGUUUGCCAAGUCUGUCCCUGGCUUCUCAAGCCUGGACCUCAACGACCAGGUGACUCUGUUGAAAUACGGCGUGUACGAGGCCCUCUUCGCCAUGCUCGCCUCCUGUAUGAACAAGGAUGGGCUGCUUGUGGCGUACGGCUCGGGCUUCAUCACCCGGGAAUUCCUCAAGAGCCUGCGGCGGCCGUUCAGCGACAUGAUGGAGCCCAAGUUUCAGUUUGCCAUGAAGUUCAAUGCUCUGGAGCUGGAUGACAGCGACCUGGCUCUGUUUGUGGCAGCUAUCAUCUGUUGUGGAGACCGCCCGGGGCUGGUGAAUGUGUCGCACAUCGAGCGCAUGCAGGAAAGUAUUGUCCAGGUGCUACAGCUCCACCUACUGGCCAAUCACCCCGACGACACCUUCCUCUUCCCCAAACUGCUGCAGAAACUGGCCGACCUCCGGCAGCUGGUCACAGAGCACGCUCAGCUGAUCCAGGAGAUCAAAAAGACGGAGGACACCUCACUGCACCCGCUCCUGCAGGAGAUUUACAGAGACAUGUACUGA